UGAAAUAACAUACUUGAAAAACAAAAUCUGAGUUUCGCGAACAUCGCAAAGCAAACAAUAAAAAAGCUCUUCGAAUGUUCGUUGAAGCAAUUAACUAUGCAAAGUUGUCAUCGAUGUCAUCUUGAUUAAAUUACGAUGAAGGAAAUGAUUGAACUAUCGGUAGACAUGGCAAAUAAACACGUUUAUAGCAGGUAAAGAGCCACGGUAAUACCAUGGUGGGAGUCAGUUCUGUUAUAGUAGGCCACGAGGUAGCAGCUCUGGUGUUCCUGCAGGUGUAGACUACCAAUUGCACGAACUCUCUCUUAGUUUCUGCUGGCGCUUCAAGCCUCUCGUCUUGAUGAACUGCGCCUCUCCGCGAAAAUUCAAGAUCGCUUCGAAAGCGAUUUAAACAAUGAAAACGUGAAAUUCGUGCAAUAUCGCGCGAUAUAUCGAUAAUCGAACGAGCCACUCGAUAACCAGACAAUUAAUAAUUUUAUCGAUUUCCAUGCAUCAAUCGUGUUCACUGGAAAAUUAGCCGGUUGCAUAUUUGGUUAUAUUAUUAAUUCUACUUUUUAAAUAGUGAACUAUUAAUAUGGAACGACAUUAUACUUAUCGAGUGUUCAUUGAUCGAUAAUGCGAUCUUAUUGUUAAGUGUCUAAUUUAUAAACGAUCGAUAAAUCAUCGAGACAAUAUUUUUAAGUGGAAUCACAGAAUACAUGAGCUGCGUAUUUUAUGAUUUUUGGUCGCCUGAGCGUUUAAAAGAAGUCGAGCCUUUAGAAGGAGAAAGCAGAAGAAGUUGAACAGUUCAGCAGCUGAAAAAAAUACCACCUUUCCUUGACAAUUAUUGUUCGCUGAAUUCAAUAAUUUUUUAUUUUUUAUAUUACGAAUAAUUUUUCACGAAAAGAAAUUUUUUUUAAAUUAAAGUUGUAAUAGAAAAUAGUGGAAAAUUAUAAUGAAAUGAGAAUCAAGUCAUAAAGAAUGAGAUAGAAUAUUUUUUUAAUAAUUAAGAAAAGGAAAUCGAUAGAAAGAAACAUAGAAGUACAUUGAUCGAGCGAAUCACGACAGCUUCGAUCGAUCGUUUAUUUUUUUUCAUUCGUACGUCAAACUUUUAACAGUUUCGCCAUUGUUUUUAUUAAUAAUUUUUCAUUGGAUAUUGAAGCUGUCGAGAGUAUGAAAGAACAUUGAUCUUUACGAAUUUCGAAGUUUUUUGAUGCGAUCACAGUGAAACACGUGCUUUACUUGGAUUUUUCAAUUGGUACGUGGACGAUGGAUUUUUGAAAGAAAAAAUCAAGCGUUUCCUGCUGAUCCACGAACGUGAGAUGUUUAACAAACUCCUAUUGAGUUUUUGGAUACUCAGAUGCAUCAGCCUUUAUGCUUUAGUGAGAAGUGGAACAUUUGCACGAAAAAUAUGAAACGUAUGACGACCAAAUAUGGCAUUAGAGGAUUAUCUCAUCGGGAUGUUCCAAUUAUAUUCCAGAGAUGGCGCGUCGUUUCAUUGUUCCGUCUAUUUUAUGGGUUCCCAAGACGUCGAGGAACCGUUGCCCAAGAACUCGUUUCUCGAGAUGGUUAUUCUUCCAGAUAUAACGCUUGAUCCCUUGCCUUGUUUUUUUUACACACGAAUCUAGGUCGUAAGUUCAGGAGACAGUCGCAAUCCUGAUUGGCGACUCCUCGACCUGUAAUCCUCGAAUGACAGGAGAUCCGGCGGUUGCACAAGAAUGGCCGACGCCUCUCGACGAGUCCGCGGACGAGAAAAACGAUGCCGAAAUAUUUCGAGCGGUCGUCGAAUCAAUGAGACAAUGGACUUUGCACAAGAAAUUGCAUCACAGGACCAGGAGAGAGGUAUCGAAGGUCUGCUACGAAGAUGUUGGCUGUUUCGAGGACACGGGGCCCUUCAGCUAUCUGGAAAUGUUACCCUCUCCACCCAAAGAUGUCGGCACUAGAUUUCUGGUGUACGGUAGCAGGAAGGCGAGGUCGAUCCCAAUGGAGGUUCCUGCCGACGACAUAAACGAUAACGCACACCGUGCCAUAGAUCCUGAUUUACCCACCAAAGUAAUCGUACACGGAUUUGGGUCCAGCUGUGACCAUGUAUGGGUUUACGAGAUGAGGUCUGCCCUGAUGACUGUGCAUGAAUGUAAUAUAGUAUGCGUCGACUGGGGUCCAGGAAGCGCAGUCCCUAAUUACGUAAGGGCUGCAGCCAACACUCGUUUAGUUGGCCGUCAAUUAGCCAAAUUAGUAAGAAGCUUGAACGUGCCUUUGGAGAAGGUUCACCUGAUCGGUUUCAGCCUUGGUGCUCACGUUGCUGGAUUCGCUGGAGCCGAAUUGGGCAACGUAUCCAGGAUCACAGGAUUAGAUCCAGCAGGGCCAUUAUUCGAAUCUCAGGAUCCAAGAGCCAGACUCGAUAAAACAGAUGCGAAUUUCGUUGACGUUAUACACAGCAACGGUGAACAACUAUUGCUCGGUGGUUUGGGUUCUUGGCAGCCUAUGGGUGAUGUAGAUUUCUAUCCUAAUGGCGGCAGAAUGCAAACUGGGUGCUCGAAUCUAUUUCUUGGCGCCGUUUCUGACAUUAUCUGGUCAAGCGCAGUCGAAGGUAGAUCUUUGUGCAACCAUCGACGAGCCUAUAAAUUAUUCACCGAUUCCGUCAGUCCCAAGUGUCGGUUUCCAGCAUUUCCUUGCGACAACGGGUACGAUGGUCUUCUUCGAGGCGAAUGUUUCCCUUGCGGAACGAACGGCAAUAGCAGACCCUGCGGCGACAUGGGUUAUUACAGCAACGAGUCACCUGCUAGGGGUCAACUUUAUUUGGUAACCAGAGACGAGGAACCAUUUUGUGCUUACCAAUAUCAGGUGAAGGUGUACAACAGUCACAGCGAAAGACCUACCAGGAGUUAUGGCAAAUUGCAAGUGACCUUGGUUGGAGAUGGAUCUUUCAACGAUACGUUUGCGAUGACUAAAAAGGAUGAAGAACUUGUGGUUGGAUCCGUGCUUCAGAAGAUUGUCGUUCCGCAUCCUGCAAUCUCUGAUGUGGAAGCUAUUGAGAUCAAAUACACGGCAUAUAGUGGUUGGAUUUCCUCAGGCUUAGUGUCCUGGAGCAUCGACAAAUUAGCCAUAAUCGAUAGCUUCGGGAAAACUCUUUCCGUCUGUAAAAAAGGCUUGAGCUUAGAAUCCGGCAAACCUGUCUAUCUUCCCUUAUUCUCUGGAGAAUGCAAUGUUCCCAGUGAAUCAGACAAUUCAACUUCACCAACUCUAGAACGUCUAGUACAAGAGAAGCAAGGUGGAAUAGGUCCAUUCACCAAAGAGCAAAAUUAUGAGCAAAAAGACAGUUACUCGAUAGAAACAUUGUCCAAAGAAAGAACCACAGCAUCUUUAUCUUCAUCGAAAGGUGUAGGCCCCUUUACCAAGGAUCAAAAUAUACGGAUAAUCGAAGGUAAAGAGAACUCCAACAACUUUGAGGAUCUAGGCAAUCGUCGUAGCAACAGUCCUUGGAACAUAAUAGACAUAUCUAGCGAUGGUGAUUCGAAUUCCUUGGAAAACUCUGAUUCUGAAAAAGGCAGAGGGUUCUCUAGCUCCAACUUCUUCACCAAGACUUCAUCUCCCCAUCCCUCCGUGGAACCAUCGACAGAGUUUCUUCCAGAGAUUCGAGAGCCAGUGUUGCAAGUGGAUAAAAAGGAAACAGGAAGGUCUUUGAAAUUCCCAGAAAUCACUGAACCUAUUCUGAGGCCACGUUCUGCGAGACAAAAUACCAGAAAUGAAAUGAAACAGGACCAAAUACAACAGGAGACUUUAUCAACUUCUAGAGCCUUUACCGUACAAUUCUUGCCUGAGAGGUUGGCUGGUAUAUUGGCACAGGCUGAAAGAUACGCCAGGCAGACUCUUCUUCCUUUGAUUUCUCAAUAUACGCCUAGUUUCGUGAGUGGGUCCAGGUACGAGGAGCCCAAAUACUUUCCACCUUUGGGCGAAAUCGCCACGGAGAAUUAUAAAGGGUCUGUUGAGCAGACUACGAAUACCGGUCAACAGAAUUUUUCAAUGAAACAUAAUCAAGAUAAUCAAACGAAUGGAAAUACUGAAACUGUCUUUAAGGAAGAAAUGAAAACUAAGAGUCAUUCUGAUAUUACACAGGUGGUACCUGCAGUUGUAGAAGUAAUUUAUCCGGAGAAAGAUGUGAAUUCAAGUACUGCUAUGGAAAGUAACGAAUGGGUGCCCAUAGAACCAUUCACCUUGAGCAGUCCAUCUACAUCUAGGAAGAAUUUGAACGUUUCUAGAUCUCUGAAUUGGGAACACGAGAGGUAUAACUGGUCCACACAGACAGAAAACAGUAGUUUGAGAUCAAAGGUGGACGAUUGGGUACCUAUUACUAUCAAAAAUGAAAUUCAGAUUAGUGAAUCUUUGAAUAACGUUUCUAACGAGAUUAGUUCGACCCAUGUAGUCACUGACAAACAGAUUGAAUUUAAUCAAAUGGAAGCUGCAACUAUAAAGGAGUUUAGAAAUAAUUCUGAGGCUGUCACUAAAGACGAAAGGAAAUAUAUACCUCUGACUGAUCCAGAAGUGAAGGAAUUAUCGUCAACGAGCUCGAAUGACAUCUCGGAAACUAGUUCUUCGAGUACUUCCUCGCAUUCAACGUAUUCUCAUAUUCAGAAGAUUCCUAGGCCUAAAAAUACAAGAAAUAGCAAAGUUGGAAAUUUGACGAGAAGAAGUAUGGUCUUCCCUUAUGCGUAUGAGAAGAACAAAGAUCCUAGAACUAGAUAUAUACCUUUGAUUCCUGAAGAAGAUUUGAAAAGGCCUCAUUUUCCUAUGGAGAGGAAACGUUGAAGAGAAAUGGAAGUUUAUAUUUUUGAGAAUUCGUGGAACGGAAUUUGUGGAACUGUUGUUGAAAGUUUUCUUAUUGACUUCUUUCGUCGUUUGUAGACAUUGAUUAAUCGUUACGUUUACCAGGAUUCUAGAAUCCUAGAUACAUUCAUUUUAUUACUGAAGACUUGAGAAGGCCUCGUUUUUCACGAAAAAAAAAAUCGUUGCAACGAAUAACUGGAAACUUAUGUUUUUAAAUUGUGGAAUUAUCGUUGGGAAUAAUUUUUUCAUUCAGAACAAAUUUCCAAUUUGUUAUUGAUUUUUUUUUGUUAUUUACAAAUGUUGAUCAGUUGUUAAGACCAGUCUAUAAUGAACGAUAAUCGUAAGUUUUAAAUUUAAAGAAAUUUUCAGAAUUAUAACGUUAUUAGAUAAUUUUUCUAAAAUUUUGCAUCUAUAUGAUACACUGAUAUCAAAAUUUAAUAUCAAUAAGUUUUCUUUAUAUUUUGUUAAAUAAGAUUCGUACAAAAAUAUUACUUAUACUUAUGAAGUAUAAUAAUGAUAUGAAUAAUUAAUACAUUGAUCAGCUUUGAGUUCUUUUUGUACAUGUUUCCUAGAUAUAAAAUAAAAAUAAGAUUAAAAGUUAAAAUAAAUACAGAAAAUAUUGGUAUAGAUUGAUAUAGAUUGGUAUAAAUUUAAUCUUAAUAUAAUUUGACCAAAAAAUUUUAUUUCAUUCAUCGUACUUUUCUGACAUUUAUCGAUAUAAAAUUCCUAGCAGUCGAUGAGAAUCUAGAUUUAGAUCUUAUGAUUUUUCCUCGAUUUAUUAUAGACCGGUCUUUUUUGUGAAAUUAAUGGCUUUACAAAGAACGCUUUAAAAAUUGUUAUUUUGGUAAAAAUUGGAGCCUUAACUUUAUUUUUGUAUAUAGGAAUUUUUUUACAAUAUAUAUAAUAUAAUAUAUAUAUAUAAUAUAUAUAUAUAGCUUCGCUGAAAUCUGUUUUUUUAUCUUCACAUUCGUUAUUAUUAAUUCUUAGUUGUUAGAAUUUUUAUUAUCAUCGUCAUCUGUAUUUUUAUCCCCCAUCAAUGUUUUUAUUUAUAUACGUCGAACAGACGAUCAUAAGAGCGAAAAAUCCCCACUUUGUAUAUAAUGACCCGAUAAUUAUUAUUCCCUCUUUGAAAUUGCGAAACGACUUUCGAUGAAAUAGUAUUAUUAAUUUUCCUCUCGUAAUAAUAUGUACAGCUAGCUGUCUACGUGAACCACAUCGUUCACGAUCGUAUGGUCCACGUGGACUAUAGUCAAAAAAGUAUGGAAGAGAUGAUUUUUAAGUGGAGUUCUAUGUGAAUCUAUAAUAUACCUGUUUUUACUUAAAAUAAAUAAUCAUCUUUAAGAAGAAAAA
Messenger RNA from Apis cerana (Asiatic honeybee), 6150 nucleotides. RefSeq lists its product as uncharacterized. Gene Ontology annotation, biological process: lipid catabolic process. Gene Ontology annotation, molecular function: lipase activity. The record is from RefSeq and is a predicted model, not a curated record. NCBI's taxonomy places the organism in Eukaryota, Metazoa, Arthropoda, Insecta, Hymenoptera, Apidae.